AAAUAUAUUAUAAAAAAGACAUAAAACAAUGUAGUGAUAAUAUAAAACCAUGCAUUAUAUUGGGAAUUUGGCAAAAAGUGUAGCUGGUUUAUAUAACCAAAUAAACUCAGCCACAUUGACAGGUGCUAUUGAUAUAAUGGUUAUAAAGCAUCCUGAUGGCACAUAUGUUGGAAGUCCUUUUCAUGUUCGCUUUGGAAAGCUUGGAGUUCUACGUAGUCGUGAGAAAAUAGUAGAUGUUAUGAUAAAUGAUGAAGAAGUAAAUCUUCACAUGAAGCUUGGUGAAGCGGGUGAAGCUUUUUUUGUGGAAUCUGUUAAAGAUAAUGAAUGUGUUCCUAAUCAGCUUGCUACCUCUCCAAUUCCUUCACCAACAAUGUUUUUUCAACAUUUAGAAAAUAAGUAUGCAGUUAAAGAUGAAAAAACCAAGACAGAAGUUUCUAUUACAGACGAUCAUAAUGUGUUAUGUAAAUCUCAGAGUAUUUCAAUACCUGGCAAUCAUAAUUAUGCAGAGAAUGAGAAGUAUUGGAGUUAUGAACAACCUGAAAAGUUAAAGUCAUAUUCUGUUGAUUUGACAUCUUCAAGAGUGCAGUAUCCUCUUUCUGACAUGGAUAGUCCGAUAUCUUCUCCAUUAUCUAUGAGUCCAUCAGAGUCACAUUUGCGCACUGUAUUCAGUGACACAGAAACUCCAUCAGUAGAAAAUGCAAUUGAACAAGAUAUUACAUGGUUGUGGGGUCAGUUGCCAGAGAAUAAACCAAAAACUCCUCGCAGCGCAACUUUAGUAGAACGAAGAAAGAAAACUAAAGAGAAAAAGUUGGAAUCAGAAGGCUUAUUACUAGCUGAUGUUCUUGCUGCUGACAAAGAUGUUGCUGAUAUUUAUUUGCACAGAGGUUCUGGAGAUGAAAUGGACUCUGGCUUUGACUGGGAGUUAACUAAUAAUGAUGAAACAAAAGAGCAAAGUAAAGUUUCUGAAAAAGAGUUGCCAACAACUGAUAAAGAGGAAAUAGGUGAGGUUGAAUUAUCUCUAUGUGGUGACCUGAAAAAUAGAAGGUUGGAACCAGAAAAUUUUAAAAAAUGCAUUGUAAAUUUUGAAGAAUUUUGUAAUUGUCCAUCGUUAUUACAUAAUCCAAAGUUGGUUAUUCGAAUUAAUGAAAGUUAUUACAAUUGGGCAGUGGCAGCUCCAUAUCUGAUGAGUUAUAUUGUGUUUCAAAAGCCUAUUGUUCAAGAUUGUCUAAACUUGCUUAAAAAGCAGUACAUGCCAAAGACAAGAAAAGGAUGGUUUUACUGGAGAACCACAAAUGAUGACUCAUCAGAUGAUGAAAAUUUAGUACAACCUGCUAUUUAUCAGCAUCAACGCAAUUUGCCCAUAGCCGAAGUUAAUGACUCAGAUGCAAUGAAUAGAACUUCUGAUGGGUUUUCUGAUUGUGACAUUGAAUAUCGAAAAACACUACGAUUAACUUCUAAACAGUGGAAAGCAUUGAACUUAAAAUAUGGUCCGAACAAAGUCACCUUUUCUGUUACCACACGAUUGCAGGGAACAGCGGAAUGUAGUGCAAGAAUAUUUUUGUGGGACUAUUCCGAUAAAAUCAUUAUCUCUGAUAUUGAUGGAACAAUCACAAAAUCAGAUGUUUUAGGUCAAAUACUUCCACAUGUAGGAAAAGACUGGUCGCAGAGUGGAGUCACAGAGUUGUUUACCCAAAUUAAGAAGAAUGGUUACAAGUUUAUUUAUCUUUCUGCUAGAGCAAUUGGACAGGCAUCAAUGACAAGAGAGUUUUUAAAUAAUGUACGACAAGGACAGAUGGAACUACCUGAUGGACCAUUAUUUCUCACCCCAACCUCUCUGUUUGUUGCAUUUAAAAAGGAAGUGAUUGAUCGUAAACCAGAAGAAUUUAAAAUUUCUUGUAUGCGAGAUAUUUUAAAUCUAUUUCCAACUGAUGUUAACCCAUUCCAUUCUGGAUUUGGAAAUCGUGUUAAUGACAUGUGGGCUUAUAGAGCUGUAGGUAUACCAAUAUCUCGGAUAUUUACAAUUAAUUAUAAGGGUGAAGUGAAACAUGAAUUAACUCUUGCUUAUACAUCCUCAUAUAAUAAACUUAUCCAGCUUGUAGAUCAAAUGUUUCCACCUUUAAGUUCUAAAAAUAUGUGCGCCGAACCUUCGCAGUUUACUGCGUUUAGUUACUGGAGAAAUCCUAUUCCACCAUUAAAUGUUUCAGAUGUCGAGGAAGAAAUCGAGUUUCCUUAAUUUUUAAAAGGAUGCACUCUUAAAAAUUUCACUUUUUUUUGUAAAUUGUGACUAGAAAUUGAUUUAAAACUUUCACUGUAAAGAAUAUUGACUUAGUGAACUUUAAUCUUGCAGAUUUAAUGCAAUUAGGACAUUGCUACGGGAUUAGAAUGUAUUAUAUUACGACGUUUUUGUCUUUGUUUUAUAUUUUCAGAACUAUUUUUUAAAGUUGUGAUUUCUAAUAUUUUAUAAUGAUUUUUAUGAUAAAAUUGGGUUUAAACUUAUUUUUCCUUUGAUGUUUUAAGAGUUUACGUUGAUUUAUUUCUUUAUAAAGUAGUGUUUACAGUUUUGUGAAUGUAGUUUACUGAACCUCAAAAGAUUGGUACAUAAUUUUAGGAACAAUAAAACAUCAAAAUUGUUUAGUUGCUAAUUUUUCGCUACACGGAGAUUGAAUUUUGAGACGAUUUGUAAAAUAUGAUAGCUACAAAGAUGACAAAAAUAUUUUAA
Hydra vulgaris (swiftwater hydra) is the source of this 2719-nucleotide messenger RNA. Its product is annotated as phosphatidate phosphatase LPIN1. Lineage: Eukaryota; Metazoa; Cnidaria; Hydrozoa; Anthoathecata; Hydridae. Gene Ontology annotation, biological process: triglyceride biosynthetic process; fatty acid catabolic process; positive regulation of transcription by RNA polymerase II. The record is from RefSeq and is a predicted model, not a curated record. Gene Ontology annotation, cellular component: nucleus. Gene Ontology annotation, molecular function: phosphatidate phosphatase activity; transcription coactivator activity.